Molecule: messenger RNA, 3159 nt
Organism: Lodderomyces margitis
Lineage: Eukaryota; Fungi; Ascomycota; Pichiomycetes; Serinales; Debaryomycetaceae
Exons: 1
Coding region: 1-3159 (1052 amino acids)
Biological process (GO): oligosaccharide metabolic process; protein N-linked glycosylation
Cellular component (GO): endoplasmic reticulum membrane
Molecular function (GO): Glc3Man9GlcNAc2 oligosaccharide glucosidase activity
Source: RefSeq, a predicted model, not a curated record
AUGCCAGGAUUAACAGCAGAAGAAGAGAGAUUGCAAGAUAUCAAGUAUAGACAAUGGGGUCCAUACGUUUCAGAAAGGUCAUGGGGAACAGUUCGAGAAGAUUAUAGUGGUGAUGGAAAUGCUUGGGAUUCAUUUAAAUUUGAAGACUACGCUCGUGUAUCACGUUGGUCACAAGACGGAUUGGCGGGUGUUUCCGAUAGACGGCAAUUGGUCAACAUCACCAUGGCUUUAUGGAAUGGGAAAGACGACAUUUUAAAAGAGAAAUUGUAUGGGUUGACUAAUAAUCAGGGUAAUCAUGGUGAAGAUGUUAAAGAAUUAUAUUACUAUCUUGAUAAUACUCCGUCACAUUCUUAUAUGAAGUACUUGUACAAGUAUCCCCAAAAUAAGUUUCCCUACGAGGAAUUGAAAGAAGAGAAUGCUAAAAGAUCAAGAUUGGAACAAGAAUAUGAAAUUACUGAUACUGGAUUGUUUGACAAUAACGAGUAUUUUGAUGUUGUGUUUGAAAGUGCCAAGGACUCCCCCGAUGAUUUGUAUUUCAGAAUUACUGCUUACAACAGAAGUGAUAAGCCAGCUCCAUUGCAUUUGUUACCAAAUGUUGUAUUGAGAAACACUUGGGCGUGGGGGACAAAAGAAAGCGUUAAUGAACCUAAACCCCAUUUGAGGCAAGUCAAUGACUACACAAUUGAAGUUGAAACUCAUAAAUUUGGUAAACGUUACUUGUCAUUUGCUCCAUCUGCUGGUAUUAUUGAGAAUUCGCCAGAUGUUGAACCAAGAUUAGUGUUUACUGAGAAUGAAACAAAUACCAAGAAAUUGUAUGGACAAGAAAAUGAGAGCGAAUAUGUAAAGGACGGGUUUCACGAACUUGUGGUUCGUGGCGAUGAAAAGGCAGUAAAUCCAGACAAGGAAGGUACUCAAGCUGCUGCGUGGUACGUGUUUGAUGAAGACGGCGGGGUGCCACCUGGUGACUAUGUUACUAUACGUUACAAAUUCACCAAAGAAAAUUCCGAUGUUGAUGAAUACAAGUUGGAUCAAAUUUUCAGUAAACGCCAAAAUGAAGCUGAUCAAUUUUAUUGGAAAGUUUCUCCUUUACCAAUCAGUGACGAAUUGAGACAAAUUCAAAGAUAUGCAUUUGCCGGAUUAUUGUGGUCAAAGCAAUUCUAUCAUUUUGUCCACAACUAUUGGGCAUAUGGGGAUCCAAAUACCGUUAAACCGCCAGUCAAUCGUGCCAAUGGUAGGAACAAGGAAUGGAAGCAUUUGUAUAUUGACGAUAUCUUGUCAUUACCUGACAAAUGGGAGUACCCCUUUUUUGCCGCUUGGGAUACCGCUUUCCAUUGCAUUCCUUUUGCCAUGAUUGACCCGUGGUUUGCCAAGAACCAAAUUGACCUUUUGUUAAGGGAAUGGUAUAUGCACCCCAAUGGACAAAUACCUGCGUAUGAAUGGAACUUCAGUGAUGUUAACCCACCAGUGCAUGCGUGGGCUGCUUAUAGGAUAUUCAAAAUAGAAAGGAAAAUGUAUGGCCGUGAAGAUAUUGAUUUCUUGGAAAGGGUUUUCCAAAAAUUAAUGUUGAAUUUUGCAUGGUGGGUUAAUAGAAAAGACGCUGAAGGGAACAACAUUUUUGAAGGUGGGUUUUUAGGUUUGGAUAACAUUGGUGUGUUUAAUAGAUCGGAGGCAUUACCCACGGGAGGUAAUUUGGAGCAGGCUGAUUCCACUGGAUGGAUGGCCUUCUUUUCUUUACAGAUGUUGAAUAUUGCUUUGGAAUUAGCCAAGACGAGACCGGUUUAUGAAAACAUUGCUUCGAAAUUUUUUGAACAUUUUGUCGUUAUUGCUGAUGCAUUGACAUUCAGAGGCGGUGAAAGUGAAAACGAAUCAUCAACAAAGAAUUCGCUCUGGGAUGAAAAUGACGAAUUCUAUUACGAUGCUAUUAGAUAUGGUGAUCAUAAUACACAGUCACUCCCAGUCAGAUCCUUGGUUGGAUUGAUCCCCCUUUAUGCCUCAUUGACGUUGGAGCCCGAAUUGUUGGAAAGAUUUCCUUCGUUUAAAAAGAGAUUGGACUGGUUUGUGCAUCAUAGGAAAGAAGUUGCCGAGAGAAAUAUAGCAUCAAUGGAGGCAAGAGGUGUCGGUGAGAGAUUGUUGUUAUCUUUGGUAUCCAAGGAGAGACUAGUAGCAAUUUUGCGCAGAAUGUUGGAUGAAAGCGAGUUCUUAUCACCAUACGGUAUCAGGUCGUUAUCAAAAUAUCACAAAGACCAUCCAUUCAGUAUGGAGGUUAAUGGGGAAACUUUUAAAGUUGAGUAUUUGCCGGGUGAGUCUGAUUCUGGUAUGUUUGGGGGUAAUUCCAAUUGGAGAGGACCAAUUUGGUUCCCCACCAAUUUCUUGUUGGUUGAGGCAUUACAACGGUUCUAUUUGUACUAUGGCCCUGAUUUGAAAGUUGAAUGUCCAACUGGCUCCGGUGAGUAUCUCAAUUUAGCACAAUGUGCCCAAGAAAUUCAACAUCGGUUAAUUCAUUUGUUUUUGCCCGAUGAGGAUGGUAACAGAGCAUGUAAUGGUGAUAAUGAAUUGAUUAACAAGGAUCCAUUUUUCAAAGAAUAUGUUCCGUUUUACGAGUACUUCGAUGGUGACAAUGGAAGAGGUUUGGGCGCGUCUCAUCAAUGUGGUUGGACUGCUGUUGUGGCUAAAUGGAUUCAUGAUAAUGGUGUUACUUGUAGGAUUCCAAAGACUCCAAGAACGCCAGUCCAUAGGAAAAACUCAUCGGUGUUUUUGCACGAUAGUGCCAACACUGAUGAAGAUGUGAAAAAGUAUAGACCAAAGGCAGGUCCAUUUUCUGGUAAGUUGGUGAGACGAAAAUCAGGUAAAUCGCUACUAAACUUGACGGUUAAUGCGUUAGACCUCAAUGAUGAUGAAGAGGAAGCCACAGCUAAAGCUGCUGCUUGUACCCAACUCGAUGGAUUAGACCAUGGGGUUUGUGUAACCGAUGAAAUAUUGAAGAAGGAAUUGACCGAAUUACAAAAGACACAAUCUGGUGCGUCUAUUGAUUCAGGAGAUGAAGUUGAUGAUGAUUUCUUAGAACAGGUUAAAGCUGCGUUUAAAAAGUACAAGUCGAGGACUGAUGAUGAUGAUAAUGUUUCUGGAGAUGAAUUCGAAACCAGACUCCAUGACAAGUAG